UGGGAAAACCUUCUAAUCAAUUCCGAAAGUUACUCACUCAAAGCCUUUGCUGUGACGAUUCUCUCAAUUGUAGGGUAUGCAGGCAAAGGAGAGCGCACAUUUCCUAAUCUCGGCACAACGCAAUCUAUGCAACGGUGUAAUCUCUCAGUUGAGAUAUUCGAGACAAUUGGUAAAAUUCUUGCAAACUUUCGAUACCAAACAGUCAUAUAA
Suillus fuscotomentosus is the source of this 210-nucleotide messenger RNA. RefSeq lists its product as uncharacterized. NCBI's taxonomy places the organism in Eukaryota, Fungi, Basidiomycota, Agaricomycetes, Boletales, Suillaceae. The transcript has a single exon. The annotation marks the transcript as partial. The record is from RefSeq and is a predicted model, not a curated record.